AUACGGUUGGAUCUUACUACUGUACUUGCAACAACGGAUAUAGUGGUAAUGGUACAACGUGUACUGAUAUUGGUGAAUGCGCAAACAGCAACCUGAAUAAUUGUGAUCAAAAUGCUUAUUGUAACAAUACGGUUGGAUCUUACAACUGUAUUUGCAACAAUGGAUACAGUGGCAAUGGUACAACAUGUACUGACAUUAAUGAAUGCACAAACGACACCUGGAAUAAUUGUGAUCAAAAUGCUUAUUGUAACAAUACGGCUGGAUCUUACUACUGUACUUGCAACAACGGAUAUAGUGGUGAUGGUACAACAUGUACUGACAUUAAUGAAUGCACAAACGACACCUGGAAUAAUUGUGAUCCAAAUGCUUACUGUAACAACACGGCUGGAUCUUACAACUGUACUUGCAACAACGGAUAUAGUGGUAAUGGCACAACAUGUACUGAUAUUGAUGAAUGCGCAAACAGCAACCUGAGUAAUUGUGAUCAAAAUGC
Dendronephthya gigantea is the source of this 493-nucleotide messenger RNA. RefSeq lists its product as uncharacterized. The coding region runs from base 112 to 474 and encodes 120 amino acids. The record is from RefSeq and is a predicted model, not a curated record. Lineage: Eukaryota; Metazoa; Cnidaria; Anthozoa; Malacalcyonacea; Nephtheidae. The transcript is spliced from 5 exons.